ACCAUUGUCAUCCAUUCACUGUAUUGGUCAAGAAAUACGAUUGGUAAAGGACUCUCUUUGUGAGCGUUCUCGGUCAUAAGCUAUAUAUAACACAUAUGUACCAUACUGUCCGCUGAGCCAGCACAGACGAUAUACACUCACUGCAGUGAACUGCUGUCAGGAGAGAGUGACAGUUCCAACACCAAUUCAAUAUUACAGCUGUGUCCUGCGUGAAAUCAUCAAAGAAGACUACAAUGUCCUCUUUUCUCCGUCCACCACUGUUACAUCAUUUCUUUAUGGUCCGACUCUUGGGCACGGCAGCCUCUCGAACGUUGACAGCAGAACGUCUUGGUACUGCUUCUCCUGGGGGUCAUGACCUCCGUGACCCUGCUUUGGCUGCUGUUCUGACCUUUGAGGAUCCUCAGGCGUUCAAGGUGAAGAGCAUCUGGGAACUGCUGAGAGCUCUUGGUGUCUUCAGACUCUGCUCUUUCCCUGUGCUUGUCAACAACUGUGGCAAGCUCAUGUCUUUUGCAAGGACAGUUUUGGGUAAAAGAGGUUUCUCUAUGGUUUUACGUCCAUCUGUAUACGCCCAAUUUGUUGCCGGGGAGACUGAAAAUGAGAUUGCCGAAUCUAUGGAGAAGAUGAGCUCACUGGGACUACACCCAAUGUUGGCUGUUCCCAUUGAAGAGGACCUUGGAGAGAGCACUGGGGAGCGCCGUUAUGAUGAUAAUCUUGCUACUAUGCUGGAAUGUGUCCGUAUGUCUCACAGCAAUGCCUGGAGCAGAGAUCCCAUGAUGCAGCUGAAAAUUACUGCACUUGUUAAUCCAGAUCUAUGUGUGAAGCUGACUUCCCUACUUAACGAGGAGCAAUACGAUCUCGAUGUGCUUGUCAGGGCCAUGAAUGGAGAGCAUAUUAUCUUUCCUGGCCUGAAUGAGAAAGAAAAUACCCAUUUCCUUUGUAGCCUUCACAGACUAAACCAAAUAGGAGAGGCUAGCGUGAAUAAGGUGAGAGUUCUAGUGGAUGCUGAGUAUACUUACAUGAAUCCGGCACUUUCCCUUAUCACCAUGGCAAUGAUGAAAAAAUUCAACAAAGAUGGCGCCUGGAUCUGGAACACCUAUCAGUGUUACUUAAAGGAGUCAAGAGCUCUUUUGCUUGAUGCCAUCCGCCUGUCUGUUGACCAUUCCUUCUGUUUUGGUGUAAAACUUGUGAGAGGGGCUUACAUGGACAAAGAAAGAAAAUUGGCUCUACAAAAAGAUAAAACAGACCCCAUACACCAAUCCUGGGAGCACACCAAUGAUAGUUACAAUGGCUGUCUAGACAUCAUGUUGAACCUAAUCUCUCAGGAACCCGCGCGCUACAUGAUCAUUGUUGCGACGCAUAAUGAAGAGUCAGUCAGACAUGCAGUGACACGCAUGGGUGAGCUGGGCAUUGAUAAAGAUGGUGGAUCUGUGUGCUUUGGCCAGCUGCUGGGAAUGUGUGAUCAUGUGUCUCUUACGCUUGCCCAGCAAGGUUUUUCGGUGUAUAAGUCGGUGCCAUAUGGGUCAGUGGAUGACACACUGCCAUACCUCGUGAGAAGGGCACAGGAAAACCGCACUGUGCUACAAGGCAUCCGCAAGGAGAGAGAUCUACUGAGACAGGAGCUGCACAGGAGAAUCAAAGAAAGGAUAACAGGGGCAAGGUAGUUAGGUAAGGGAGGGUGAAAUUGAAGAUUUAGAGAGAAAUGACAGUGCAGGACACUUGGAGAGAGAGGAAAAAUGCUACAUGUAGGAAAAUACUUUGUACUCAUGUCAAGGGACACAUUGAAAUGAGAGGGGAACAGGACUUUCAUGGUAAAUAUAAGGAGAGAGGAAAUGGUGAUGAAAUAGAGAUAGGUCAAAAUGAGGAGAUAUAUGAUGGUUGUGGGGGGGAAAGUGUGCUUAUUGGGUGGUGGAAAUAUAGGAGAACUAAAA
Messenger RNA from Chanos chanos (milkfish), 1928 nucleotides. RefSeq names its product proline dehydrogenase 2 (gene prodh2). The record is from RefSeq and is a predicted model, not a curated record. Gene Ontology annotation, cellular component: mitochondrion. Bases 234 to 1661 code for a protein of 475 amino acids. Gene Ontology annotation, molecular function: FAD binding; proline dehydrogenase activity. The transcript is spliced from 12 exons. Lineage: Eukaryota; Metazoa; Chordata; Actinopteri; Gonorynchiformes; Chanidae.